GGGUGAGUCAAAUCCUUUGUUCGUAGCGCCCUGACGUUGAAACUUAGUUCCAUGCGAUCGUCCUACGAUGACGUGAAGUUCGCUCAGGAAGCAACUGUCAUGCCGGAUGCCCCCUUGGCCUUCAUUUGCUCCUGUUCGACGCACAAUUCGAACAACUCGCGCCAGUGCAAGCUGCACAAGGCGGCACAGCAGCAAUGACCCCCGAAGUUCUCGCUCCAGACCACGAGACGCAAGAGGGCAACAACGACGCAGAUGUCUCCCCAUUGUUGCGCGCUGCACCCGGUUUCAAUGAAUGCAUGCGGCUCUACGAAGAGCACGCAGAAGAAGCUGUAGGAAUGCAGCAUGUUAGUGUCUCUCCGAUGCUACUUCCAUGGGUGUCCAUGGGGUCCUCAGGCUCGCCCAGCAAUGCUGGUGAAUCAGCAGGGCCUUCAAACCUCGAAUCAACGACAUCGCCGUUAGUACCGUCGCAUGAACUUCCUCCGCCUAGUGCGGAGCUGCCCCAAACACGUCGCGUCUCACGGCGACCCAUCCGAGUCCCAGCUCUGUCCGCCUCGUUGACUACUCGUCUUAGAACGGCCGCUUCUAUGCCCGGUGUCUCUGCCACGAGCACUUCAUGUUUUCUGGAGUAUCUAGGGUACGACAACCCGUUGGCGUGCCUUCCGAAGUGUUUCCCACCAGGUGCAAUUAAUCUUGGAGGAAGGCUUUGCCAUCAUCCUCCACCUACGCUCCAAUGCCGAGUUGACCAUCGGAUACGAGCGCUAUUCCGCCUCCCGCUCGCCUCCGGCGGUAGUCCACAAAUCCUCAGAUGAGAAAAACGCCUUGUGUCCAGCGACAAGUCACUGCAGUAACGACUCGUCAGCUGGAUGACUUGACGCUCCUGCCGGACAUUCACGGCGUCAUCCUGGACACCGAUGAUACGAGGAAGCGACCGAUUCACGGCUGCCCUUCCAAAUCUGACUCGGAAGCCAUUGCCAAGGCGCAAGCAGUGAUGUAGGCGCAUGCCUUUGGACCAGGUACGUCAC
This is a messenger RNA of Fomitopsis serialis, 1022 nucleotides long. RefSeq lists its product as uncharacterized. The transcript is spliced from 3 exons. The record is from RefSeq and is a predicted model, not a curated record. Bases 195 to 809 code for a protein of 204 amino acids. Lineage: Eukaryota; Fungi; Basidiomycota; Agaricomycetes; Polyporales; Fomitopsidaceae.